This is a messenger RNA of Trichophyton rubrum CBS 118892, 1725 nucleotides long. RefSeq lists its product as uncharacterized. NCBI's taxonomy places the organism in Eukaryota, Fungi, Ascomycota, Eurotiomycetes, Onygenales, Arthrodermataceae. The transcript has 6 exons. The record is from RefSeq and is a predicted model, not a curated record. The coding region runs from base 1 to 1725 and encodes 574 amino acids.
AUGGCACGCCAGUUAUUCCUUUCAUUCAGGCAUUCACGUCCUGCAGUUAGACGAUCGAAAUUUGACAGAUAUAUUCCUUACCGUAUACCCUUGAUUGAAUCUCCUCUCGAUAAGACUAAUACUCCCCCGCGUCUAUAUCGACAGGCAGAUGCUACACCAAUAGAGCUAUUUUUUGAUCUCUUUUUCGUGGCAAACCUCUCAACAUUCACCGCUUCAAAUGACAUAAACUCAUUGGAAGCACUGUGGUCAUACGUCUGCUUUUUGGGGAUAAUCUGGUUCACAUGGCUUCAGGUCACUCUAUUUGAUAUUCGUUUCGCUCGAGACUCUGUCUUUGAACGGUUAUGCAAAGCAGUGCAACUGGCAACUAUGGUAGGAUUUGCUUCUGCCGGCUCUGGCUUUGCGACGCGAGUUCUACCAGAGAAUAUGUGGAUAUUCCAUUCCAUGACGAUACUCCUUGCCAUAAGCCGUUUGAUGCUGACGCUGGAGUAUUUCAUUGCCUCCGUAUACCUACCUCCCGAGACAGCGUAUAAUUUACGCUGUGUCACUCUAUUUAUGUUUUUGAACAGUCUGAUAUACAUUGCGCUAUAUUUUCUCUUCAAUGACCAGGCAGCGUCUGUUGGAUCGCAAAUAUGGAUCUUAUGGUGGUUUCAGUUUGCUGCCGAAACUUUCGUAGUAAUGGUAAAAGCAGACGAAUCGCCAGGUAUUGGCUUUGAGGACACGCACCUUAAUGUUCGUAUGGGCCUCCUCACGCUUAUCAUCAUUGGCGAUGGUAUUAUAUCGGUCACCAGGAUCGUCAAUAGGACUGUGGGCAAUGGCUGGACUCGCUGGUCUUUUGUCCAUAUAUUUGGAGUCACAAUUUCUGUAUACCUCUUAUGGCAGUCUUAUUUCGAUAUCACACCCACUGAAAAUUUGGGAAAGCUUCGGCAAAAAAUAUGGACAUGCUUGCAUUUCCCAUUGCAUGCAAUCCUCAUUCUUUUGUCUGAGGGAAUGCAAAUUCUAGCAUUGACAUUGGAUGUGUCGCUAAAACUCAAACGUUUGCGCGAUACUAUCUUGUCCGCUUGUGGUGUUGCAAGGCCUAGUACCUUGGAUGCGAUUGAUUCCAUUAACAGAACAAUUGCAGGCUUUGGAAUUGAUUUCGAACAUGGUGCAACGGAGGAAAAUAAUGCAAUUCAAGGCCUCUUGUGGGAUCUCAGGCGUCAGUCCCGCCUCUGCCCUUCAGAUAUGGAGAGCGGUGCUUUGAAUAUUGAGAGGUCCCAUGAUAUCAUGGGAAAUGUGACUGUGGCGCUCUUCUCCAGCAUGGGAAUCACUCCGCCAGAUGGCCACACAACGGCAAAAAGAAGCGAUCAUCUAUUAACGAUGUAUCUUAGGAUGUUCGGUUUUGUAUUUCUAUAUUAUUUCAUCGUGGCUGCUCUUGCCAUGUUUAUGUUUGCGGCAUUCAUCUUCUUGGUCAACCAUGAUCCCACAAAAAGAGUGUUUCGACUAGGUGCCACGGGAACACGAGUGGUGGCAGGAUUAUCAUUGCUGAGCAUCAUAGCCUUAGUGUCGAAUUUUGACCUGGCUUAUAAGUACAUGACAAAUCCUAUGAUCCUCUUCACGGUAGCUCUGGCACUUCUUAUAUGUCUCUUGAGUGAUCAACUGUGGCAUACACUGGCCUUCUACUCUGCAAGUUUUGAAGCUGAGAGUGGCAAUGACAUAGAGCUAGAUGCCAUACCUACCAGUACAUAA